Micropterus salmoides (largemouth bass) is the source of this 5800-nucleotide messenger RNA. It is a transcript of the gene dnmt3bb.1, whose product is annotated as DNA (cytosine-5-)-methyltransferase 3 beta, duplicate b.1. Lineage: Eukaryota; Metazoa; Chordata; Actinopteri; Centrarchiformes; Centrarchidae. Gene Ontology annotation, cellular component: nucleus. Gene Ontology annotation, molecular function: DNA binding; DNA (cytosine-5-)-methyltransferase activity, acting on CpG substrates. The record is from RefSeq and is a predicted model, not a curated record. The coding region runs from base 289 to 2766 and encodes 825 amino acids. Gene Ontology annotation, biological process: negative regulation of transcription by RNA polymerase II. The transcript has 22 exons.
CAGUGGGACGCACGCGGAGAGCACGAGAGAGAGAGACAGAGACUUUGCCUCACACACACUAGGAGAGAGAGAGAGAGAGAGAGAGAGAGAGAGAGAGUUGCACGGCAGAGAUCUGCAGCAGCAUGCUCCAACAGAGUGAACAACUCCUGCGAGAGGACUAGACCGACUCCUGAUUCAAGCCUGAUUUUUCCAACUCGUCUAAAUACACUUUUCACAAGUUUGACUCUACAGACGCCGACACGUCUUCCUUCGUCGUUUUCCUGCCGUGGAUGAGUGCAAGACGCGUGGAUGGUUAUGUUUGAAAAGGAGUCAGGACAGCCACUGGACCAGUCGACUGCGACAGCGAUGCCUUCUAACAAAUACUCUGCUGCUAUCAUGGAGGAGAGCAACAACAUGACUGCCACUGCGCCCGUGAACGGAGACACACCUCCAGCUGAGGGCCUAUCAGAGAACGACAGUGGCGUGGAGCUGACCAAUGAGAACAGCCCUCUGACCGCGGCCGAACCGCCCUCCCCCUUCAGCCCCAAGCAGAAUGGAGACGCUGCCUCACCUCAAGAUGGUAACCAGUGUUCGGGAAGAAGCAGGAAGCGAGGCAGGAAGAAGUCAGUGGAAGAGGAAAGUACCUGGGACUCCUGCAGCGAGGACAAGUCUUCCGGAGCGUCUCAGUUGGGUUUGAGACAGACACCUCGACCCAGAACCAUCUUCCAGGCCGGUCUGACGCCGCACACACACAGCAAACCUCGCAGACAGAACCGCAAACAGGAGCACAGCGUGUUACUGUGUGGCGGUGGUCCUCGGGCGGCUGUGGUUGCGUCCGGCGGGGUCCCCGAGGUCCCCCGUUUGGAGCUAAUGGAACAAGACUCCAAGGACUCGGCCCAGAGCACCAGCACCUCUUCCAGCUCUGAAAUCCAGCCAGAGUACAAUGACAACAAGGGUUUUGGCAUCGGCGAGCUGGUGUGGGGGAAGAUCAAGGGAUUUUCCUGGUGGCCCGGCAUCGUGGUGACUUGGCGCGCCACCGGCAAACGGCAGGCCAGCCAUGGCAUGAGGUGGCUGCAGUGGUUUGGAGACGGCAAGUUCUCUGAGGUUUCAGCAGACAAACUGGACUCCAUCACUGCCUUCCCCAAGUUCUUCAGCCAGGCUUCCUACACCAAGCUGGCCUCCUACCGCAGGGCCAUCUUCCAGGCGCUGGAGAUGUCCAGUAUCCGGGCGGGGAAGACGUUUUCUCCCUGCGAGUCGGACAGUCCCGAAGACCAGAUCAAACCCAUGCUGGACUGGGCUAACGGCGGUUUCCUGCCCAAAGGAGAGGAGGGACUCAAACCCACGCACACUGCCGAAAGUAACCCCCUGGACCACCAGGUCCUCGAUGUUUCCCUGCCAGAGUAUUUCCCCAGCGCCAAGCGAGCCAGAGUCAGCCUCUGUAAGAGCAAGGCCGCCCCCGAGGAGUCCUACAGCAGAGAGCAAAUGGUGAAUGAAGUUCUGAAGAAUAAAAGAAGUAUAGAAGAGUUCUGUCUCUCUUGUGGAAAGAUGAGAGCAGCAACCUUCCACCCGCUGUUUGAAGGAGGCCUGUGCCAAACAUGCAAGGACGUGUACCUGGAGAUGUCCUACAUGUACGAUGACGACGGUUACCAGUCCUACUGCACCGUUUGCUGUGGAGGUCGAGAGGUUCUGCUGUGCGGCAACGCCAACUGCUGCAGGUGUUUCUGCGUGGACUGUCUGGACAUCCUGGUCGAUCCAGGAGCGUCUAACAACGCUCGGCAUUUGGAUCCGUGGCGAUGCUACAUGUGCCAGCCGCUGUUGCAGUACGGCGUCCUGAAACAACGGCAUGACUGGAGCCUCAAGCUGCAGGAGUUCUUUGCUAACGACAACGGACAGGAGUUUGAGAAACCAAAGAUUUACCCAGCAGUCCCUGCAGAGCAGAGACGACCAAUCAGAGUCCUCUCCCUGUUUGACGGCAUUGCCACCGGCUACCUGGUUCUAAGGGACCUGGGUUUUAAGGUGGACCAGUACGUGGCGUCAGAGGUGUGCGAGGACUCCAUCUCAGUGGGUGUGGUCAGACAUGAAGGAAAGAUCCAGUAUGUCCAUGAUGUCAGGGACAUAACAAAGAAAAAUCUUCUGGAGUGGGGUCCCUUUGACCUGGUGAUUGGAGGAAGUCCCUGCAACGACCUGUCAAUUGUUAAUCCAGCGAGGAAAGGCCUGUAUGAAGGCACAGGGAGGUUGUUCUUUGAGUUUUACCGUCUGCUGAGCGAGGCCAAGCCCAAAGAAGGAGAGGACCGGCCGUUCUUCUGGAUGUUCGAGAACGUGGUGGCCAUGGGCGUCAAUGACAAAAGGGACAUCUCACGCUUCCUGGAGUGUAACCCUGUUAUGAUUGAUGCUAUCGAGGUUUCUGCUGCUCACCGUGCCCGAUACUUCUGGGGAAACCUGCCAGGCAUGAACAGGCCUCUGUGUGCCUCGGGUAUGGACAAGCUGGAGCUGCAGGACUGUCUGGACCACGGCAGAGUUGCAAAGUUUGGAAAGGUGCGCACCAUCACUACCCGCUCCAAUUCCAUCAAACAAGGGAAGGAUCAACACUUCCCUGUCCUGAUGAACGGGAAGGAGGACAUACUGUGGUGCACUGAGCUGGAGAGGAUCUUUGGUUUCCCUGUCCACUACACGGACGUGUCCAACAUGGGUCGCGGUGCCAGACAGAGGCUCCUGGGCCGAUCCUGGAGCGUCCCCGUCAUCAGGCAUCUGUUCGCACCACUGAAAGACUACUUUGCCUGUGAAUAGACAUCACCCUAUCACCAGCGAACAACAAUCCCUGUAGCUGGGAAAAGUGAAAGUAGCUGUUAGAUGUCCAGUCCUGUCUGGAUCCUGGCGAUAAUACACUGCAGCCUUAAAGACACAUAACACACACUAACAAAGAGAUACACGUACAGCAUAGGUGAGCACCUUCGGCUGUGGUUUAUCACUACCCCACAGUGUCAGAAAGAGAGGGAGGGUCAAAGGUCAGGUGUGCGAUUCAUGACCCUUCUGCCUUUUUUUUACGUUAACAUUAAGCCUGUACAACGGUUUUAAUAGGAGUUUUCUUCUUUUUAAAUGGCCAUCGGAAGGCAUUGUUUUUAAGUUGACAACACUUAGUAGUUGUAGAAAAUAGAGAACAACAUGGCACCGUCGGUACAACUUUUCAAGUGGCUCUGUAUCAAACUUUUUUUUUUUUAGGAAGUGUUAAACAUUUCAGAGGUCGCUCAUCUCACCUCCGUCUAGCUGACGAUUAAACAAGCAAGCUGCUCAUACAGGCUGUUAACCUAAAGAAAAACACUUGAAAAGCUCACUUGAACCAAAGUCAGAAGAUGGACGGUUGAAGUCCUGCUCAGUGUUUGGGUACCUGCUGUUCCACUAACCUCGGCCUGAAUGGAUUUUCUCCCAAAAAAAAAAGGGGUUGUUCUUCGGCCUGUCUAGAAAAGCUGAAACAUGAUACUGGAGUUUAUGUCUCAAUUUUAAGAUAAUAAACAUGUAUAAUUGUGCUUGGUGAUAAAAGAUGAGCAUCUGUUCAUUUUAACCAAGAUAAACACUGAUUAUUUUGUUAGCAUUCAACAACAACUACAUAUCCCAUAAUGCUAAGCUGCGGUGAAAGCUUUGUGGAAGCUGUAGCUGUUCAAUGCUUACAAAAAAAGAAUCAGUCUUUAGUUUGCUCAUUUAGAUUCAAAUCUGGAAAUAAAACCUUAACAUGUUUGAGUUUUUCAAAAGACCACUGAAAGACGUCCUCUGUAAGAAAGUACAUCCAGCCGUGGAAGCUAGUGGACCAAAAGCUAACCUGGAAAUGAAGCAGGAGUUUGGUUUUAUAUCUAGAUGGGUUCACAUUCACAGUUUUUUGUUGUUUGUUGUAAGAAAAACAGUAAUUUUACCUUUUGUCUUUUGCUUUGGGAUGAGUUCAUAUGAAAAAAAAAAUUGCUUCCUUUUAAAAAAAAUAGAAAAGCAUCUUUUACUGAAGAUUAUAUAAAAAUGUUUUUGUAUAGAUAGUGUGAAACUUUGAGUUAUACUGUUAUGUCACAGCGACGUCUCCCUGAUAGCUACGUACAAAUACUUGAAACAAGCCAAUGCAAAAACAGAGAUAUAGAGAAUGGGUUUUUUGGCUUUUGCCAACCUUUCCAGACAGCAAAGAUUUAACAAGUGAUGGCGUUUAUCCUACUGUAGAUGUUUAGAUUUUAUCUUUAAGAAAUAAAAUUGUUUUAGUUUACUGUAACAGCUGGUGAUCCAGGUUAAAAGAAGUUCGUUUGAACCCAGGAAAGAGUGAGUGUCACUGUGUAUAAAUGUGGGUUUUACAACAAAACAAAUGGUGGUAAACACUGGUGAACACGCAAUCUCUUUUUGCAAACUAGCACUGACUACUUUUUGUUUAAGGGAGUUUUUUUAGUUUCCAAAACAUCUAACAUGGAGACUGUGAUGAAAAAUCAUCUCUACGAUGCUGGUUGAUACGGUGCUUUGUUCCGCAUGGUACAAAUGCUUUGGGAAACAGUGUGUAUAAAUACACUAAUUCUAAGUAUUUGUGAGUAUCCUCAAAGUGAGAACACAAAGAGUCUGAAUGCACACAUUUAUUGCCAGAAUUGUUUUCCUCACACACCAAGCUUUUGCAAUAAUGAUUAUUUUUAAUACUCCUUAAGAAAGAUAAAGAUUGUUUAUAGUCCACAGGUCUUUACCAUUUCUGAAUUAUUAUCUGACUGGAUAGCAGGGGGUUUUUUUUGCCUGCAAUUACAUGUCAGACUGUAUGCUUAAGCAUUAGCAUGUUCACCAGACAAGUAUUUACUGGACAGUUUAUUUUGGUACCAAUUCUCUUGAUGUGACCAACGGACCAUGCCAAAAAAAUCCUUUUUGAAAUACCGUUUCUGUUCUGAUAACUGGAAGAUUUUUUUAAAUGCUGUUGGCUGUCACCAAAUCCUUCUAAACGGGCAUUACCUCAGACAAAGGGGCAACUCCUCCUAUAGGAUCUGUGUUCUGUGAAUAUAUACUGUAGCUUUCUGCUCCCAUAUGCCCAGUAUAUAUAGAGAGAGCUUGCAUUUUAUCACUGGAACUUUUUUUUACACAAUGUUUUGCGUACUGUAUUGAUAGAAAGGUUUACAAGUGUUUUAACUCUGGUUCUACCAAGAACUAAAUUUUUUUACACAAAAAUGCACACGCCUUCUUAAAAUAACUUUUCUUUGUUUAAUGUUUAAAUGGCCAGCUCAUUUAGAAAUGCAAGACUCCUCUAUGGUGCUCAAAAGUGCCUCUUUUAGUUUUCCAGGUCGAUUUUCAAGUCCUUUAAAAACCAAAAAGUAAUUGUUUACAUGCUUCAUUAAUACUGCUGAACUUGUUGAAUGUUUUGUUUGAAAACAGUACGCAAAAAUUCUAGUGUUUCUCUUUUCUUUUUGUAACUGCUCUUUUAAGACUUUUUAUAUGGAGAACACAUACUAUAUAUUAACACAGUAUAAAGCUUGCUUGAAAUUUGUAAUGUUAUAGCACGAUAUAGAGCAUAAUAAUCAAUAGAUUUUUGAUAUGUUUUGUUAUUUAGACCAUUUGAGUGUGUAUUUGUAGGUUUGAGUGUGAAUAAUAGCUGAGGACCUUUUUUAGUAGUAUAACCUUUUUAUGCUGUGUCUUUUAUCAGAAUUGCAUUUUAGGAAUUUUCUUUUUGCCUUUUUAUGAAUCUACAGUGCAAAAGCAAUUCAAAGGAACAGAUUGUGCUAUUUUUAUACUUUGAUGUAUUUUUUUUUACAUUUGUGUACUUCUUAUAGCAACCUAUAUAUAUAAUUUGUACUCAAUAAAACGCAGCUUCGCUGCUGAAAACCAC